Molecule: messenger RNA, 2735 nt
Organism: Aphidius gifuensis
Lineage: Eukaryota; Metazoa; Arthropoda; Insecta; Hymenoptera; Braconidae
Product: protein PFC0760c-like
Exons: 7
Coding region: 395-2692 (765 amino acids)
Source: RefSeq, a predicted model, not a curated record
GUAUUUGUGUGUAUGCUUGUGUCAACAACAACAACAACAAAGUAAUUUUUAAUUAUAUCAUUCAAAUAUUUAUUGUUUAACAAUAUUAUCUGUAAUAAAAAACAAAGUGUUCAUUGCAUUUCUCUUUUUUAAUGUUAAAUUAACAAACUUACAAAUAAAUUAAACACAAAUGUGUAAAUAAAUAUAAAUAUGUGCUCUUGCAAAUUUGGCAACCCUGUGGAACCACCUUUUUUUUUUUUUUUCUACAUUUUUCAUUGUUUUUCAUAGUCAAUCAAGUCGGCGUUAAAAUAUAUAAAUAAAUAAGCUUUAGUUUAAAUAGCUUUUAGAUUAAAUUACCAAUUGAUUUAAUCAAAAUUAUUUCGUAAAUUUUGUGCCAAAAAAAAAAACAAUCAUCAUGAGUGAUAGCAUUGGCACAAGACAUAAAAUGUCUAUAAAGGACAAUCACAUGAAGGCCAAACUUAGUGAAUUGGGUAUGUAUGAAGAAGGAAUGCGUCGUGAAGAGAUGGAGCAAUUACUAAUGGCUCUUGAUUCUUCAAAAAAUGAUACAUUAUCUCAAUCAACAGCUGGUGAUGUUUCUCCACCUUCAUUAGAAGCAGAUUCAUGUUUGAAACGUCAAACUUCAGUUGAAUACGAUGAUCAAACACCAACAAGAAAUCAACGUCCAUGUGAAUCAAAAAGCCAAGAUGAUAACACAAUAGUUGAUUCAGAUGAAGAUAUAUUUGAUCAUAAAAUUGAUAAUAAUGAUAAAAAUAAUACAAUUAAUCGUGCAACAUCAACACCAAGUUAUGCAAAUAUGCUACUACAAAAAAAUGUCAAUAAUAGAACAAUGAAAAUGUUUGCAAAAAUUGAUAAUUCAAAUAAUGAAUUACGUCGUAUGGAUCCACUUGAUCAUGAAGAUAUUCCAUAUAAACCAUUAUUACCAUUAAGAACAAAUAAUCCACCAACAAAACAAACAAGAAUAACACUUAUUAAUAAAAGACCAAUAAUACCACUUGAGGAAUAUGAAAAAAUCAAAAAACAUUUGGAUGAUGUUAUUACACAAUGGAAUAAAUGGGAAUUGGAAACAUCAGAUGAAGCUGAAUUUCGUUGGGGGGCACCUAUUCAGGUUGGAGAUGACAGUGCAGUCAAUGAAAAACCACGAACAAGAGCAGCAACAGCAACAACAACAACACGAGAAAGACGUGAUGAUGAUGAUAAUAAUGUUGAAAAUUAUUAUGAAAAUACAGGAGUUGCUCUUAGAAUUGUUGAUGAUCAUAAUGAUAAUUUAACUCAACGUUCUUAUGUAACACCAAGACGUCAAACAGCUAAAACUGAUCCAUAUAAUUUUGGUGAUGAUGAUGAUGACGAUGAUAAUACAUUUCAAUCACAAGCAAAACGACCUAAAAAUAAUAAUAUGAAUGCUAAUAAUUUAGCUUCGCUCAGAAAUAGACCACCAAUGAGAAGAAAAGGUAUUGGACCUGGUACAAGUCAACAAAAAAAAUAUGAUAGUAAUGAAGAUGAUGAUGGUGAUGAAGAAUGGUACGGUGAAGGUAAAAAAAAUGAAAUAAAUAAAAGUUUUGAAAUACCAGAGGGUGAAUAUAUAAGAAAAAUUCCACCACCAUCUAGAGCUAAAUAUGUAAGAAGUAGAAAAACAAAUGCUAAAUCAAAUCCAUUACAAAUAACAAAACAAAAUAAUAAAGGUAAUAAAAAAGUUGAUGUUGAAGAAAUGGAUAUAUCUGAAUCACCAAAAAAACCAACUAAGGGACCAUUAAAAGAUGAUCAAAUAACUGAUUUAAUUAAUGAUGAUGAUGAUGAUGACGAUGAUGAACAAAAUAAUACUCCAGAUGAUGUUAUUGAUGAUAAUGAUGAAGAUGAAACAAAAUUAGCCAAAGCAAGAUCACUCAUUCCUGCUCAUAAUAAAUUAAAUCUUAGUCUUACAAUUUUAAAAAAUAAACAAAAAUCUCUAAAAGAUCAAGAAUUACGAGCUCAAGAAGAAGAAAGAAUUAAUAAAGAAAAAGAAGAAGCUGCUAAAAGAGAAAAAUUAAAUGCUAGAAUGACAAAAAAUAAUAAUUUAGAACGUGAAAAAGAAGAAGAAAGAAGAUUACGUAAAGAAAAAGAAGAUAAAUAUAGACAAUCAUUUCCAAAAAUUGGUGGAGUUAGUGAUAGAAAUGAACUUAAAUCUGAUGGUGAUACAAUUCGUCCAGCACCAACUUCAAGUUGGGAUCCCAAAGCAGUAGCUUUUCCUUUAGCAACAAAUCGCAGUACACCAAAUCAAAAAGCCAAAAAUGUUAAGAAGGUCAAUUGUCCAAUAUGUAACAAGCUAUUUCCAGAGGCAGAUGUUGCAGCUCAUGCAUCAACGUGUAAUGAAUUUUCAGAUGGUAAUCAACAAGAACCUGAUGUUGAACUUGUCGGGACUUCUUCUGCUUCAUCAUCUAAACACGUAUGUGGUAUUUGUAACAAUUAUUCAACAAAUAAUAUUAAUGAUUAUGCUGAUCACCAACACAACUGUAAUUUUAAAAUACAUUCUAGGGACGGCGAAGCUUCAGGAAGUCAGUCAGAUAAAUCAGUCAUUGAUGUGGAUGAUCAAGAUAUGGACCUGGGAUUUAAACCAAUAAGUAAACUUGAUAAUGCAGAUUUAUAUAAUAAUCAAUUUAAAGUUAAAAAACCAUCAGGUAAAUCACCAGUAAUUACUAAUCGUAAAAGAAAACGUUGAUAAAUAUUUUUAUGAUUUAUUUUCAUGAAAUUUUAUUAAAAAA